AUGAAGGUGAAAACGGAUGAUGUUGAGGUGGAGAUUAAGACGAGGAAGUUGGUGGCGUUAUCGUCGCCAAGUGAGCAAGAUCACGAGGGUGUUCAUACCGCGCGUCGAGUGAAAGAGGGUACCGCAUACAACGGGCUGUGGGCACGCAGAAGAAGUAAAGUCGAGAACGUGUUUCCGUCAGGUCAUGCUUCGUUUGCUUGGUCUGCGGCGAGUGCAAAACGAGAAAUGUUUUUGAACCACGCCAUCGCGAUCGACGUAGCUUGA
This is a messenger RNA of Peronospora matthiolae, 264 nucleotides long. NCBI's taxonomy places the organism in Eukaryota, Oomycota, Peronosporomycetes, Peronosporales, Peronosporaceae. The record is from the annotation of a GenBank genome assembly.